UUAAUUUGUUAUUUUUCCUUCGUUUAGUUUGCUUUAACGUUUAUGACCUCAAUGGUAAUGGUUAUAUACUAAGGGAAGAAAUCCAUCACAUGCUAAAAGACUGCAUGGUCAAGUCAUCCACAGAAGAAGAUGCAGAGGAAAAUGUGAAAGAACUUGUUGAGAUAGUCAUAAAGAAAAUGGACUUUGAUCAUGACGGAAAGCUUUCGCCAUUGGAUUACACCACUGCUGUCACAAAAGAAAACCUCCUGCUGCAAGCAUUUGGAAAAUGUCUGCCAGGCCGUCAGGAAGUGGAUACAUUUACGGACAAGUACAUAAAAACUAGACAGUCCUGACUGAUCUACCAACACAAGGUUGCUAUAAUUUCUACUCAGAUAAACGACUUCAUUCUUUUCUACGUUAUGAACAACAGUAUUGUUAGUCACAAUCUGGCGAUGCAUGGCGUCAGUAUCAGCUGACAUCAGAAUUGAACUGUGCACUAAGUGUAAAAUAUAUUUAGGUAUCCAGUUGUAAAUAAGAAGUGAGUGGUUGGACACGAUGUACGUGUUGUUUGAUACUGUAAAAUAAAUACCGUCAGAAUGCCCAUUUCAGAUGAAUAAAAAUGUAGGCAACUGCAUUUCUGAACGUAGUCAUUGUCUUCAUUUAUUAUUUUGAUCAAGAUCAUGAGAAGUUACAAAAAAAGCAGAAAACAACCUAACUGUGCUUCCCAGUCAACGCUUUACUUGCCAAUUCAAGUCAUUUUGGGGAACCUUGGCCACCAGGGGCCCAUUUCUCGAAAGCCCCGGAAACUUUCCGGGCACAUAAAGCCACUUUUAGUUAAUAAUCUGUAUUUAAAACCAUGCAGAGGGGUGUGUACGCCUGAAACAUCUUGUAUGAAGGGAACCUCUGUUCAUGUUACGAAUAUAUGGAUAAAACAGC
Messenger RNA from Orbicella faveolata, 915 nucleotides. Its product is annotated as calaxin-like. The record is from RefSeq and is a predicted model, not a curated record. NCBI's taxonomy places the organism in Eukaryota, Metazoa, Cnidaria, Anthozoa, Scleractinia, Merulinidae. Gene Ontology annotation, molecular function: calcium ion binding.